Diceros bicornis minor is the source of this 1947-nucleotide messenger RNA. It is a transcript of the gene ERF, whose product is annotated as ETS2 repressor factor. Gene Ontology annotation, biological process: regulation of transcription by RNA polymerase II; cell differentiation. Gene Ontology annotation, molecular function: sequence-specific DNA binding; DNA-binding transcription factor activity, RNA polymerase II-specific. The transcript is spliced from 4 exons. The coding region runs from base 95 to 1762 and encodes 555 amino acids. The record is from RefSeq and is a predicted model, not a curated record. Gene Ontology annotation, cellular component: nucleus. Lineage: Eukaryota; Metazoa; Chordata; Mammalia; Perissodactyla; Rhinocerotidae.
GAGGGCGGCCCGACGGGCGCGGGACGGGACGGGGCAGCGCGGGCGCCGGGAGCUGCGGCCCGGAGUCGGGGUGCCUCGCCCUGGGCCCCCAAGCAUGAAGACCCCGGCGGACACAGGGUUUGCCUUCCCAGAUUGGGCCUACAAGCCGGAAUCGUCCCCUGGCUCGAGGCAGAUCCAGCUGUGGCACUUUAUCCUGGAGCUGCUGCGGAAGGAGGAGUACCAGGGUGUCAUCGCCUGGCAGGGGGACUACGGGGAAUUCGUCAUCAAGGACCCCGACGAGGUGGCUCGGCUCUGGGGUGUCCGCAAGUGCAAGCCCCAGAUGAAUUAUGACAAGCUGAGCCGGGCCCUGCGCUAUUACUACAACAAACGCAUUCUGCACAAGACCAAGGGGAAACGGUUCACCUACAAGUUCAACUUCAACAAACUGGUGCUGGUUAAUUACCCUUUCAUUGAUGUGGGGUUGGCUGGGGGUGCCGUGCCCCAGAGUGCCCCGCCAGUGCCAUCGGGUGGCAGCCACUUCCGCUUCCCUCCCUCAACGCCCUCUGAGGUGCUGUCCCCCACCGAGGACCCCCGUUCGCCACCGGCCUGCUCUUCAUCCUCAUCCUCCCUCUUCUCGGCUGUGGUGGCCCGACGCCUGGGCCGAGGCUCUGUCAGUGACUGUAGUGAUGGCACAUCAGAGCUGGAGGAGCCACUGGGAGAGGAUCCCCGGGCCCGACCGCCAGGCCCUCCGGAGCUGGGUGCCUUCCGUGGGCCCCCACUGGCCCGCCUGCCCCAUGACCCCGGCGUCUUCCGUGUCUACCCCCGGCCUCGGGGUGGCCCUGAGCCUCUCAGCCCCUUCCCUGUGUCGCCGCUAGCCGCGCCUGGCUCCCUGCUACCCCCUCAGCUUUCACCGGCUCUGCCCAUGACGCCCACCCACCUGGCCUACACUCCCUCGCCCACGCUGAGCCCUAUGUACCCCAGUGGCGGCGGGGGCCCAAGCGGCUCUGGGGGAGGCUCCCACUUCUCCUUCAGCCCUGAGGACAUGAAACGGUACCUGCAGGCCCACACUCAAAGUGUCUACAACUACCACCUCAGCCCCCGCGCCUUCCUGCACUACCCUGGGUUGGUGGUGCCCCAGCCCCAGCGCCCUGACAAGUGCCCACUGCCACCCAUGGCACCUGAGACCCCACCAGUUCCCUCUUCGGCCUCGUCCUCCUCUUCCUCCUCUUCCUCCCCAUUCAAGUUUAAGCUCCAGCCGCCCCCGCUGGGACGUCGGCAGCGGGCAGCUGGGGAGAAGGCUCCGGCAGGCGCUGACAAGAGUGCUGGCAUUGGCAUGGGCGGUGGUGGCAGCGCAGGUGGGCUGCCUGAAGGGGCGGGGGCGCUGGCCCCACCACCACCCCCGCCACAGAUCAAGGUGGAGCCUAUCUCGGAAGGCGAGUCGGAGGAGGUAGAGGUGACUGACAUCAGUGAUGAGGAUGAGGAAGACGGGGAGGUGUUCAAGACGCCUCGUGCCCCACCUGCACCCCCCAAGCCUGAGCCCGGCGAGGCACCGGGGGCAGCCCAGUGCAUGCCCCUCAAGCUGCGCUUUAAAAGGCGCUGGAGUGAAGACUGUCGCCUGGAGGGGGGUGGGGGCCCCGCUGGGGGCCUUGAGGAUGAGGGCGAGGACAAGAAGGUGCGUGGGGAGGGGCCUGGGGAGGCCGGGGGACCCCUCACCCCGAGACGGGUGAGCUCCGACCUCCAGCACGCUACAGCCCAGCUCUCUCUCGAGCAUCGAGAUUCCUGAGGGCUGUGGGCAGGGGACCCCUGUUCCCCCAACCCCCAUGCUUCUUUUGCUGCCUUAACCCCCCCAUGCCCCGGAGGUGAGGGCAGCUUUCUAGUCUCUUUCCUGCCUCCUCCCUUUCCCCUCUCCACAUUUUGUAUAAAACUUUUAAUUUUUUUUUUUUAAUGGUGAGGGUGGGUGGGUGCCUA